Messenger RNA from Lactuca saligna, 606 nucleotides. NCBI's taxonomy places the organism in Eukaryota, Viridiplantae, Streptophyta, Magnoliopsida, Asterales, Asteraceae. The record is from the annotation of a GenBank genome assembly.
AUGGGCAAUCUGUCUUUUCAAAGCUAUCGCCCAAAUAAAUUUUUUUUUUUUUUUGUCAUAGGCCCUAUUCCUGGUCAGAAAUAUAGUGAAAUCGCGUUUCCUAUUCUUUCCCCGGACGCCACUACUAAGAAAGACGUUCACUUCUUAAAAUAUCCUAUAUACGUAGGCGAAAAUAGGGGAAGGGGCCAAGUUUAUCCUGAUGGGAGAAAGAGUUACAAUACAGUUUAUAAUUCUACAGCAUUCGGUAUAGUAAACAAAAUCCUACGAAAAGAAAAGGAGGGAUACAAAAUAACCAUAGCAGAUGCAUUGGAUGGACGUCAAGUGGUUGAUAUUAUCCCUAUGGGGCCAAAACUUUUUGUUUCAAAAGGCGAAUCUAUCAAAUUUGAGCAACCGUUGACACGUAAUCCUAAUGUGGUCGGAUUUGGUCAGGGAGAUGCAAAAAUAGUACUUCAAGAUCCAUUAUGUGUACAAGGCCUUUUGUUCAUCUUGGCAUCUGUUAUUUUGGCACAAAUAUUUUUGGUUCUUAAAAAGAAACAGUUCGAGUUUGUUGAUGACCUUGAAGUUGAGAUGCGAGAGUUUUCGGUGCCACAACCAAUUGUCAUCUAA